AUGUGGCUCUCGGGCGGCUGGUGUGGCUCUCGGGCGGGCUGGUAUGGCUCUAGGGCGGGGCUGGUGUGGCUCUCGGGCGGCUGGUGUGGCUCUCGGGCGGCUGAUGUGGCUCUCGGGCGGCUGGUGUGGCUCUCGGGCGGCUGGUGUGGCUCUCGGGCGGCUGGUGUGGCUCUCGGGCGGCUGAUGUGGCUCUCGGGCGGCUGGUGUGGCUCUCGGGCGGCUGGUGUGGCUCUCUGGCGGCUGGUGUGGCUCUCGGGCGGCUGGUGUGGCUCUCGGGCGGCUGGUGUGGCUCUCGGGCGGCUGGUGUGGCUCUCGGGCGGCUGGUGUGGCUCUCGGGCGGCUGGUGUGGCUCUCGGGCGGCUGGUGUGGCUCUCGGGCGGCUGGUGUGGCUCUCGGGCGGCUG
Molecule: messenger RNA, 403 nt
Organism: Procambarus clarkii (red swamp crayfish)
Lineage: Eukaryota; Metazoa; Arthropoda; Malacostraca; Decapoda; Cambaridae
Source: RefSeq, a predicted model, not a curated record